Molecule: messenger RNA, 903 nt
Organism: Micromonas pusilla CCMP1545
Lineage: Eukaryota; Viridiplantae; Chlorophyta; Mamiellophyceae; Mamiellales; Mamiellaceae
Exons: 2
Coding region: 1-903 (300 amino acids)
Source: RefSeq, a predicted model, not a curated record
AUGACGUCCCCACUCGCGCUCGUCGCGUCUUCCGCCGCGAGAGCGGGGCCUUCGAAAGCGGGCAAACGCAACCGCGGAUCCCGCCGCGUCGCCGCGCGCGGGACCGCGGCGCCGUCCAAGCCGAAGAAAAAGAUCGUCGAAUCUUCGAAACGAACCCCGAAACGAGACGCGCCGGAGCGCGCGGCGGCCGACAUGGCGCACGCCAUCACGGACGAGGACUCGUACCCCGCGUUCCUCGUGGAGUACCUCGAGAUGGCGUGUCGCCCGUCCCCGGAGCCGACGUCCCGACGCGAGGCGCUGAGCCGCGCCGCGGCCGCGUGCUCCCUCGGAGCGGUCUCGUCGAUGAUGUCCUUCCCGACGCAGCCCGCGGCGGCCAUCUACAACAAAGAUCUCGACAUCCCCAUCACCGACCCGACGCAGGCGAUGGCGACGGUCUUCGCCGCGCGCGCGGCGGUCCAGGACGUCCUCGCGCAGAUCGCAGACUUCGAGGAGACGUGCCCCGCGCCCGUGUUCCCGUGCGACCUCUCGCAGCUGUCCGUGAAGGCGUCCACGCGCGUGAGCGGCCCGCUGAAGCGCGCGCUCCCGACGCUCUCCGAGGCGUACGGCGCCGACCCCUACGCGGUGCAGGAUAUCAUCCAGAGCGUCUCCACCUGCGAGGCGAUGCUGUACGCGAACAACGCGCGAGUGAAGGUGGAUUUCAAAGGGCCGACGACUUUUUUCAACCUCGUCGACGACUCCAUCGAGGCGCUGCUGAGGGAGUGCCCGGAGGAGGCGGUGGCGGCGGGGAGGGCGCGGUACGACGCGUGCGACCUCAGCGUCGCGCCCGAGGCGGAGGGGGAGAUCGAGUGCAGGCUCGCGCGGGCCAUCUCGAGCGGCGCGCGGCCGAAGGGCGGGAUGGGGUGA